CUCAGUCCUCUUCCAUCGCCAUUCCCUCCCCUUCUCUGCCACUUUUUUGCUUUAAUUGUAGUUGUGAAGAACUCUCUACUCCUAACCUCCUCCUCCCCUCCCCUCCCCAUCAGAGGGAACUGAUCUGUCACAGAGUUCUGAGCCCCCAAAAGAAAAAGAAAACCAUGUCUUCCCCAAGCAAACGCCGAGAGAUGGACCUGAUGAAGCUGAUGAUGAGCGAUUACAAGGUGGAGAUGAUUAACGAUGGCAUGCAAGAGUUUUAUGUAGAUUUUCAUGGACCUAAUGAAAGCCCUUACCAUGGAGGUGUCUGGAGGAUUAGGGUGGAGUUACCAGAUGCUUAUCCUUAUAAGUCACCAUCAAUUGGUUUUGUUAACAAGAUAUACCACCCAAACGUCGAUGAAAUGUCGGGCUCAGUUUGCUUGGACGUGAUCAAUCAGACCUGGAGCCCCAUGUUUGAUCUGGUGAAUGUGUUUGAAGUGUUCCUUCCCCAACUUUUAUUAUACCCCAACCCAUCAGACCCAUUGAAUGGAGAGGCUGCUGCUCUGAUGAUGCGUGAUCGACCUACUUAUGAACAAAGAGUAAAAGAAUAUUGUGAGAAGUAUGCCAAACCUGAAGACAUUGGAGCCAAGGAGGAAAAAUCCAGUGAUGAGGAACUGAGUGAAGAUGAGUAUGACUCAAGUGAUGAGGCAGUGGCUGGCCAUGCUGAUCCAUAAUGCAUUGGUGCAUGAAGAUCCUAUUUAACUGUAUCUGUACAUUGACAUUAUAGCUCCAGGUAAAUAAAGCCCUAGGCUGCUGGUUUUAUUUAUUUGGGGGGUGAGGUGGUUGAGGUCCAGGUUUUUCCUGUUUAUUAGCUUCAUUGUAAAUAAACUUACUCAAGCUUCAUGGUGUAGUCCUUUCAUUGUUGGGAUGGUGA
Messenger RNA from Macadamia integrifolia, 913 nucleotides. RefSeq names its product ubiquitin-conjugating enzyme E2 5-like. Gene Ontology annotation, cellular component: nucleus. The transcript has 6 exons. Gene Ontology annotation, biological process: protein polyubiquitination; ubiquitin-dependent protein catabolic process. The coding region runs from base 165 to 713 and encodes 182 amino acids. The record is from RefSeq and is a predicted model, not a curated record. Gene Ontology annotation, molecular function: ubiquitin conjugating enzyme activity. Lineage: Eukaryota; Viridiplantae; Streptophyta; Magnoliopsida; Proteales; Proteaceae.